This is a messenger RNA of Triticum dicoccoides, 665 nucleotides long. RefSeq names its product protein RADIALIS-like 3. NCBI's taxonomy places the organism in Eukaryota, Viridiplantae, Streptophyta, Magnoliopsida, Poales, Poaceae. Gene Ontology annotation, molecular function: DNA-binding transcription factor activity. Bases 104 to 364 code for a protein of 86 amino acids. The transcript has 2 exons. The record is from RefSeq and is a predicted model, not a curated record.
GUCGAUCCAUCCAUUGGUCGCCACAAGAAGCCAAACUAGUCAGGGCGAGCUAGGAUUAGGAAGUGUAGCGAGAGAGCUUUGAGGUAGAGAUAAGGUCGUGGAGAUGGCGUGGAGCGAUGCCGAGAACGAGAGGUUCGAGCGCGCGCUGGCCACGUACGGCCGCGACACGGCCGGCCUCUGGGAGCGCGUGGCGGCGGCGGUCGGCGGCGGCAAGACGGCCGACGACGUCAGGCGCCACUACGACCUGCUGACGCAGGACAUCGGCGACAUCGAGUCCGGGCGCUACGGUUACCCCAACGGCGGCGCCAACGGCAACACCAACCGCAACAACGGCAGGAACAGGGCCAACCGGCCCCAGACAUGAUGGGAUCACGCGGUUCACACAGUCGAACCAAGGACACGUACGUACCAAGUACAGUACGAGCAAAGCUAGCUAGCAGCUUAUUAUGCAUGCAAGCUGCCGUGUAUAUGUACUUCGUAUCUACUAGUAUUUUAUGCUUGUGUCUUGGGGAGUAUAUGUAGUAGUAUAGCUCUGUCGCGAGACGAGAGCACGUACGUGUGCGUGUGACAGCAGUGUGCAUAUAUGGGUGUAAACUGUAAAGCUUGCACUACUGUUUUUGUGACGGCAUGUUUGCUAAUGCUACCGAUGAAUGAAUGAUUGAAUA